GCCCUCUAGCGUCUAACAAGCGUCACCAACGCGUCACGUCCGCUCGCCCUCUAGCGUCGACCAAGAGAAUCGCGUCCCGCCGCCGCCGCCGCUGCACUGCACUCCGGCUCUUGUGUUUGUCAGUCUUGAAAUCCGAGGGAGAGCAGCGAGCCGCCAUUUUCCGAGCGUCGCUCCCCCAGGAACAACAAAAAACAAUCCGCUCGCACCGGGACAAGGGCGCCGAAUCUCUUCGGAAACGAGGUUGGGAGACGGAGAGAAUACAAGACGCAGUUAAAACCGAAGCCAAGGGGGCACGGGAAGGACCCAGCUCGGCCGCCGUGCUCUUUUUGCGCUCUCCAAGUCGGGUCUUGCGCCGCUCGUCGUUGUUGCGCCCAUUUCGCGAACCCGCGAGCCGCGCGCGGCUCGUUCCCGAACCGGGCCCGCGUCGCCCAGGGGGACCGCGCCUUCUUCGCCACAAUUUGUGCGCCUUUUUUUUUUUUUCCUUUGCCUGUUUGUGUCGUGGAAAUUUGCUUCGAAGUGCGGGGGAUUCGUCGUUUUAAAAAUUCCCUCGGACCCUGGUGCUCAUCACGUGGCUCUCCUCUGGCAAGGCAAUAGGUGGGUGGUGCGGCGCUGGCCUCAGCACUGAGAGAGGCCACCGCGCCCGUCUCCCCACGCUGCAUGGCUGCGAUGGCGCCCGCUCUCACCGACGCGCCAGCCGACGCUCACCACAUGCGCUUCAAAUUGGCCCCGCCGACCUCCACACUCUCUCCUGGCAGUGUGGAAAACAACAGCAAUGCCAGCAACAUCCUGGUCACCAGCAACGGCCCCAGCAAGCGCCGGCCGGGCCUGACGUCUGGUGAGGAGCACCCCCGGGAUUUCUGCCCCGGCAGCAGGAAGGAAGAGGCAACGCAUACUGAGGCUGUGGCUGCCCCCCUGGGCAAGCUGCAGCCGCUGGUGACCUCUUACCUGUGCUCAGAUAUGACGUCACACAAAGAUUCGCUCAAGCUCCAGGGUGUCCUCAUCAAGCAGUCGGUCCGCAAGAACCACGGCAUCCUGCCUGCUUCCUAUUUCAACAAUAGUGACUUCUUGCCUCUGAAACACCAGACUGUAGACCUCUCUGGGGAGCAGCUGAAGAGUAUUAUGAGUGGUGGCACCCAAGUGCCUGCUGUCCAGGCCCCGCAAGCACCUGUCAACGGGUUGGCCAAGAAAGUGGCUAGGCCCAUUCCCGAGAGGGACCCUAUGCCUUUGGUCAAUGGGAGUGGAGCCCCCAUGAGCUCAGACUGCCCACAACAGGCAGUGCCAGAGACUGUUGCCACAGCCCGUAAGCGCGAUCCAGCGGUGUGUGUCCUCCUCAAAGGAGGAACAGAGCAACGGAAUCAGGCAGCUGAGCUCCCUCAAGGUUCAGGGAACAGCUCAGAGCAGACGGAUCCCCCCGAGCAGGUCUCGGACAGCGCCCCCAAGUCCCCGACAGAGACCGCCUCACUCUGUCCUCCGCUGCCCGACCUGGAGGAAGAAGGCCCGGUGUGUGGAGGUCAGGGCACGCCUACCCACUUCCCAAACAGGUCACUUGGUGACCUGGAUGCAGAGCUCAGAGAGAGGACCCUGCUGAGCCAGAGCCGGCAGAGCGAAAUCGAAGGACGACUGCGUCGGCUGCGGAAGCGCUUGCAAGUGGUCCAGGCCAAGCAGGUGGAGCGUCACGUGCAGCAGCAGUUGGGAGGUUUUCUUCAGGUGGCCUUCAGCAAGUUGCCCAGCCCCAACAACCUGCGGGCACACCACCAGGGAGCGCCAGCCCGCCGGUCCACCGACGACAGCCUCAGCCUCUUCCUAAGGAGCGGCUCGGUCUCCACCCAGCUAGAACGCUUCUCCCUCAGCGGCACGGCUAACCUGCGCACCGCAGAGAGCGCCUUCGACUCGGACGCGACAGAGAGCAGCUCCGGCGGAGAGACGGACGUUGAGGAAGAGGAACUGGCUAAGGUGGAUGUGGAGCAGCGACACGUGUCACUGUGGAGGAGGGCAGAGGGGCGAUAUGCUACAGAGAGGGCCUCCAUCGUCAGCCACUGGAACUGGCUCCAGGCGCAGGUGUCUGACCUGGAAUACCGAAUCCGUCAGCACACAGACAUCUAUCGGCAGAUUCGAUACAGCAAGGGUUUGGUAACACUAGCAGACCCUGCUUGCUGUGAGGUGUCCACAGAAGAUGGGAUGUUGGACAAGGGGGUCCCGUUUUCCUGCAUAGUUCCGCAGGAUGCCACCUCAGACACAGCAGAUGGCACGGAUUCGGCCCAUGACCGCCUUUGGAAAGGGUGUGCCUCCAGCAGGCCGGUUAACGGAGUGGUUAACAGCGUUCGCUUACCGGACUGCGGCUCCCCGGAAAGCUCGGAUGCAGAGGAGGUUAUUGGCAAGAGGCAGCGACUGCCACUUUCCUCGGGCCUCGACGGCACCUGUGUGGCAGCCCGCACGCGCCCGGUCAUUAGCUGGAAGAAGCGUCGCCUGGUUCGACCCAGCACAACACUUGGUCUCAGCCAUAAGAGGCCUGGCAAACUUGGCUGCAGUUGCGCCGUCAACCCCCAAUGUGCCACCUGCAUAAGCUGCAUCAACCCCUCAGCGGAGUUCCAAUAUGACCGCCCCUUGCUGGAGCGGCUGUCGCAGUUUGACCCCUGUGUCCACCCUAUUCUCUCUUUCACUGACGAUGUGUCGCUGAACCUUCACCUUCAGCGGGUGAUGAAGUCCCACUGGCAGAACAGGCCCCUAGAGAAGACAAAGGCCCUCAAGAAACUAUCGCUGAAGCACAAGGUUCUGCCCAGCAGCCGCCUCCUGGAUCCUUCUUCCUCCCCUGUCUCCUGCUCCUCCAAAGACAAACACAAGAUGCCGAGCUUGUUGAACGCUGCUGUCCGCCUUUCGCACCACAAGAUCCGGCCGGAAAAGCUUCAUCGACAGCACCUGGACGGCUCGCUUCGGACUCCCAAGCAGGACGGCCGUCCAUUCUGCAAGACUGGGCGCAGCCACACCUUCUCAUAUGGGGCCUACGAGCGGAGUCACGCUCGCAAGAGAUCUAGGGAGCACUCUUUGGAGAGACUGGAGGCUGCCCCCAAACUCUUUGUGGAGUCCGGGAGUCCCUGUUCUUCUACGGGCAGCCUGCACACCCCUUCCCCCAGCCCCUUAGUGCGCCAGUGUUCUACCUCUGUGGAGAACUCCUCAGCCUUCACCCUCAGCAGCCAAAGUGCCACCACUACACCUCCCAUCCGAAGGCGAAGAGGAGAAAGCUCCUUUGACAUCAACAACAUCGUCAUCCCCAUGUCAGUGGCUGCCACUACCCGUGUGGAGAAGCUGCAGUACAAAGAGAUCCUGACACCCAGUUGGCGGGAGGUAGAUAUUUGUGCACAGCCAGUCACGGAGGAGAAUGACAAUGUGGAGAUUGAAGACCUUUCAGAUGCAGCCUUCGCCCAGCUGCACCUGCCGUGUGAGGAACAGGAGCGAUCCAGGUGGACCUGGGCAGCCAGCUCUAUAGCCAAGAGAAGGGGCAGCCGGUCCUACAAGUCUUUGGAUGGGCGUACCACCCCGCUGCUGGGCGGCACGAACCCCUCCACCCCGCAGCCAUCGUCCCCAGAGACGAUACACUUCCAUGCGCUGCAGGAUUACGGCCCAGCCGCAUCACCCUGCAGCCCGGCCAGCCCGGACAUGCUGUCAAACCCUCACAGGCCACAGCCCAGCGACGACACGCGCUGUUCCACCCCUGACUUCACCUUGGAGGAGCUGGUUCCCCAGCCCGUGCAGCCGUGGGAGCGCAGGACCUUCCCCCUAGAGCAAGACCCAGUCGUGGAGCCUGAAGACCAAGGAGAACCUGUGGAAGACCAGCCCUGCCGGGGACUGCGCCGUUUCCUCAGUUGCAAGGGGGGCCCCUUGAAGUCAGAGUCUGAAAAUGGACCUCCAUCACCUCUCCCUAGUGACGGCGCCAAGCAGAAGGGUUCCACCUCUCUGAGGCCCGCCCACCGAUGAAUGAUGCACAGACUUCUUGGCAUUUCAAAAAAAAAAAAUUGAGUAAUUAUAAAAGGGUCCCUGUUGUUUGAUAUUCAAACAUCAGUCAAUUUUUUCACAGUUUUUGGUGAACGUAAAGAGCAUAGAAAUCCUGUUUUUAACUUGGUUUUGUCGCAAGAAAAAAAUGAAAAAAGAAUCGAUGUCCUGAUGAGUUAGACUAAGCAGCAUUUUUCUGUGAGCCUUUUCUGUUGUUUCCAUGUUGGGUAUUGGGUUAUUCUGUAGGUCACCUGUCGACGAAUUUUGUCCGUCAGGAACCUUUUGCUAUUGUUUGUUGUGUUUUGACCCUUUGUGAAGUGUGGAACGGCGCGACGAAAUACAGAAGCACCUUCGGCCCCGGUCCCAUCCCUGAGCGCAAUGGAAUGCAGAGUUGGUCGCGUUGUUUGUAUCAGCCCUCUGCCUCGAGAGGGCGCCGCAGCGGAGAUGUUUUGAGCACUUAAGAUGCAGUGGGAUUUGGACACAAGUUAUGACCAGCUAGCCCCAGAUUGUUGUGCUCAGUAUUAUGCAACUCUGACUUGAGUUUAGCCAUCUGUUUUGCUGUAUGCUUAUUAAGCUCUAUAAAGAGGGCUUUUUUUGACCCCAAAAGCAAUUUUCAGAGAUGGAAGUGAUCAGCCCCCCCCCCCCAUGUCCUCAGCACGGAUUGUCUCCUUCAUGGGGAGGAAGGAGGGGGGUUUCAGUGACUGCAGAGCACUUGUCUCCCAUUCUUUUUCUUUUUUUUUUUUUUUUCUUUCAAUGAACUGCUGCUUUAAGAUAUUAUUGCAUCACUGACCAAGAAUAAAGGGCGUUUAAACAAUUGUAGGCCAAAACCAAAGUUGAAAUAAAUGGGAGGGAAAAAAAACACAAGCAGCCUACAGGUCUGCAGUAAGCGGUGUCUGUUGCCUGUGUGGAAUGGAAUGGGCAGCCGGAGGACAGUUUCGGUCUCCAUGUGGCUUGGAAACUCGAGAGAACGGUGGCGUCGUCACAUUAGUUUAUGUGGGAAACACGGCGCAGCUCCGACCACAUUUGCGGACGCUCGCCUGACAAGCACACGCUUAGAUAGCCGUUACGACCUGGACACGACCCAGACCUCAGGUUUCGCUUGUGACGGAGCUCCCCCUCGCUUUGCUUUGCCCGUUUCUCUCCAUAUGUCACUUUGUUGAUUUGCAUACCAACUGAAAUUUAAGCACUAUUCCCAUCUUUAUUUGCGAGUUGCUAUGCAAUCUGCAUUUUGUUCACUAAAUAUGUCCUUAUAGAAUAAUUUAUAUAUACAUAUGUAUGUGUAUAUAAACAAGUUGUCUGCCUCAGUUUUCCAUUUUGUCUUUUUGUUUUGUGGCAGCCCAGUUUGUUGCAGAAUCAAAUGGCUUUUU
Scleropages formosus (Asian bonytongue) is the source of this 5354-nucleotide messenger RNA. It is a transcript of the gene kansl1b, whose product is annotated as KAT8 regulatory NSL complex subunit 1b. NCBI's taxonomy places the organism in Eukaryota, Metazoa, Chordata, Actinopteri, Osteoglossiformes, Osteoglossidae. Gene Ontology annotation, molecular function: histone acetyltransferase binding. Gene Ontology annotation, cellular component: NSL complex. The record is from RefSeq and is a predicted model, not a curated record. The coding region runs from base 658 to 3972 and encodes 1104 amino acids. The transcript is spliced from 15 exons.